GUUGUUGCCAUGGCGACAAGCCUGACAUUACAGAAGUCUGAUGACAAAUUUUACGGUAGUGACAGGUUGAUAGAGAAGUCUGAAUAAAAAAAAUAAUUAUGAGUGAAAAGGAUGACAGUUCCUGGGUGUUUGAUUCGCUGGUGGGAUUUCUGCAGGGUCCGAUCUGGUCGGCACCAUUGUUAACUUUCAUAGAAGAAAAAUCGCUGAUUUUCGACGGUGAGACGGAGGACAGCGAGGAGUAUCGCCACAUCUACCAAGAGUAUAAAAACCUGGUAGAUCUUCUCCUUGGCUGCUACAUGGAGGACAUGGGCAUAACUCCCGAGCAGUUUGAGCAUGCCUGUACAUUAAACAAGAACACAAAAAUGCCGAUACAGUUUCAGCAGAGUCUCUUCGAGCAGAUCUGGGCUGCAAACGAGUACGAGAUAUUUAAGAGGAUGAUGAUUCAGAAGAACUUGGAACUCCAGUUGCAGGCACUGAGUUUGAUUGAACAGAAGUACGGCCUGACUCCAGCGUCGCUAAUAUGUGACGAAGACGGUCUACGGGACGAACUGGUGAUGGAGGAGCUGCUGCAGAAACAGUACGAGCUUGAGGAUGAAACGGAUACGGAGCAGGAAUCGGAUCAGGCAAUGCGUAGGGAACACCAGCGUUUGGCGACACAGUACAAGACGGAGAGACAGCUGCUGGAGCGAGCACUGAUGGAAGAACCAUUGGCAAAAUCGUCGUCGGGUUUUUCGCCAGAGCAGGAUAGACGAGAAACGGAAGAAGUAGUCAGCGUUGAACCUCUUCAGCUGACAAACACAGCUUUGAAAUCCAAGAAGUUUGGCGUUUUGCAACCGAUACCGCAAAAACUGAAAAAACCAGGCGAAGAUAAAAUAGGAGAAGAAAUUGAGUUGGUGACAAAAAACAGUGACAGAAAACAGAGUUUGGAUCCUGCACUGCUGCCCGCGGCGAGCCGCAGCAAACUGUCCGAUGCUGGUGAGGAGGAGAUUAGGAAGCGCCAAAUAUACCUGAAAACUCAAAGAGACAAGCUGGUCUCAAUGAAGAAGGAGGCUCGUAGUCAGCGUCUGAAGACAAACGCGGCUCGUCCCGGAUCGGCACGAGUGGUAGCAGAGGCGUCGAUGAUGGGCAUGCAGGACUUGGAGUCGCCGCAACUCUUGAUGGAAGAUUCGAAAAUUCAAGUUCGCAAGGCUCUCGCAGCCCGACUGAAAGCCGAAGUAGUCCGCAAGUGAUCAAAUGACACGUUACUGGAAAUAAUAUGAACAAUUUCUUUUAAAAAGACCAUUCGGUGUACACAAUUUUCACUCUUUGUCCAAGUUAAAAUGUUUUUUUUAUCUUCGUUCGAAGACAAAGAAACAUUAAAAUAUGAUGAUCUAAUAUUUAGAAUAGCAUUAAUGAUAUUGAUGAUAAUAAUAGACGUUGUUUAUCGUAAUGUCAACUAAGACGAUAUUAGUAGCGAUAUUAUGAAUCUUACAUAUAAAAUAAAUAGGUUUCCAGUUAAGCUGAUUUUUUUCAAUAAUAUUGUCAAUGGCUUGUGAACAAAGAUAGUAUCAAAUGGAUGUUUAUACGCACGACGAACACUUACAGAUAAAUCGCUAUUUAGAAAGCUACUAAAUGCGAUUUUAUCAAAAUAUUAUGAUAAGCAAUUUUUUUAACACAUGCAUACAGUUUUGUGACCUUUUUGCAGAUGUAUUCGAUUCACAACCGAAUUCUGUACUCGUCUCAAUUUUAACAUACAAAGCUAUGGUGGUAUAUCAUUGAAAUGUAUCGGUGCCAGAAUGACGGGUGAUUAUAGUUAAAUAAAUGCACCCCGAUCGGGUAAGGGAAUUAAGCGUGAAAAUUAAUCCAAGUUUUUUUCUAAUUUUAAGAUUUAUUUAAUUAAAUAUUUUUUUCUUCCUCCUUAUUUUAUCAUUAACCAAUAUUAUUAUUAAAUUUUUCUUCCUUUUUUUUUCAUCACCGCGCUUCUACACAUUCAUGUUAUUUGUAUUCAUUUACAAUCAUUCGUUAAACAAAAAGAGAAGAAAAAAAAAAGAGAUGUUAAAUAAAAAUUUUCUCCCCUUCGAUAACGCUUUUCGCUGCCCAUGUAAGUGUACUAUGCCGUGGUUCGGGCUGGAUUUGAUCGUCUUUUCUUCUUCAAUGUUUAAAACGCAGUACUAAAAUCACUAGAGAAA
Messenger RNA from Neodiprion fabricii, 2168 nucleotides. Its product is annotated as cilia- and flagella-associated protein 36. The transcript has 6 exons. Gene Ontology annotation, cellular component: ciliary base; axoneme. NCBI's taxonomy places the organism in Eukaryota, Metazoa, Arthropoda, Insecta, Hymenoptera, Diprionidae. The record is from RefSeq and is a predicted model, not a curated record. The coding region runs from base 99 to 1229 and encodes 376 amino acids.